CCUUCUUUUAGGGUUCAAGCUUAUUCUCUCUGCAGUUUUAUUCAUUAGUUCAUAAUAAAUAAGCACUCUUCCUUCCGAGUACCUCUCCUAUACAUUUCCUGUGUUGUGCAGCAUUCUGUAUGCCUUCUCUUUCAUCUCAAAUGGAGAGAGCAAGAUCAUUUCUUCAGUCUCCCACUUACGGGAACAUCGUCACCGUUCUGAGCAUUGAUGGAGGUGGAAUUAGAGGGAUUAUUCCCGGAACUAUACUCAAAUUCCUAGAAUCCGAGCUUCAGAAGCUAGAUGGUGAAGAAGCAAGGCUUGCAGAUUACUUUGAUGUGAUUGCAGGGACUAGCACUGGUGGGCUUGUGACUGCCAUGCUUACUACCCCAGAUGAAAAUAAUCGACCCUUAUUUGCUGCUAAAGACAUUAACGAUUUUUAUCUUGAACAUUGUCCUAAGAUCUUCCCUCAAGACAGCAACUAUACAUUGAUUGGUGACGCCAUGGACAUGGUAAAAGCUGUGUCAGGACCGAAGUAUGAUGGGAAGUAUUUACAUAAGAUAGUGAAGGAAAUAUUAGGAGACAUACGAUUAAGUGACACGUUAACAAACGUUAUAAUCCCAACUUUUGAUAUAAAGCGGCUCCAACCAAUGGUCUUCUCUAGCUAUGAGGAGAAAAAGAACACUAGCAUAAAUGCUUUACUGUCGGACAUAUGCAUUGGGACUUCAGCAGCCCCAACCUAUCUUCCAGCGCACCAUUUUGAAACCAAAACUUCCACUGGUGAAUCAAGAGAUUUCGAUCUCAUUGAUGGUGGCGUUGCUGCUAACAACCCGGCUUUGGUUGCUAUAAGCGAAAUGACAAAAGAAAUCCACCAGGGAAAUUCUGACUUCUUUGCUAUAAGGUCAACUGAGUAUGGUCGGUUCUUAGUGAUAUCGUUGGGUACUGGUUCAGCAAAAUCUGAAGAGAAAUAUAAUGCCGAUGAUGCAGCUAAAUGGGGUCUUUUGGGAUGGUUGACGAAAGGGGGUUCCACUCCAUUGGUAGAUGUAUUUACUCAAGCAAGUAGUGACAUGGUCGAUUUCCACCUUGCUACUGUUUUUCAAGCUCUCGACUGUGAGAAAAAUUACCUCCGAAUUCAGGAUGAUACAUUGGAGAAAACAGUAUCUUCAGUGGACAUUGCUACGCAAGAAAACUUGAAUAACCUUGUAAAAGUUGGAGAGGAAUUGUUGAAGAAACCGGUUUCGAGGGUGAAUUUGCAAACCGGUAUCUAUGAGCCUGCUCAUCAGGAAACAAAUGAAGAAGCUCUCGUAAGGGUGGCGCAAAUUCUGUCCAGGGAAAGGACGGUCCGUGAAAUGAGAUCACCACAUGGAAAGGCUGUAGCUGACAGCAACUCCAACUGAUGAUCACAUAUUGCUAAUCUCACGCUUAUUAUUCCCUCUAAUUAGAUUUUUUUA
This is a messenger RNA of Prunus mume (Japanese apricot), 1427 nucleotides long. NCBI's taxonomy places the organism in Eukaryota, Viridiplantae, Streptophyta, Magnoliopsida, Rosales, Rosaceae. The record is from RefSeq and is a predicted model, not a curated record.